This is a messenger RNA of Kwoniella botswanensis, 816 nucleotides long. RefSeq lists its product as uncharacterized. NCBI's taxonomy places the organism in Eukaryota, Fungi, Basidiomycota, Tremellomycetes, Tremellales, Cryptococcaceae. The transcript is spliced from 2 exons. The record is from RefSeq and is a predicted model, not a curated record. The coding region runs from base 1 to 816 and encodes 271 amino acids.
AUGCAGCCUUCAAGUUCCCUCAUGGAUAUGAACCUGGAAAAUAUGGAGCUCGACUCUACUCCUUCUUCUCCUACAACUGCACCUUCUACAGCAACAACGAUGGAGAUCACAGACGACUUGAUCGACCUCGGGGGCAACGUCACGACCGAAACCACCGCUAUUGCCGUUCCUGACGCGACUGGAGUCACGGCUGUGUCCGAGGUGGAAGAGGAAGUAGACGACCGACCAGACCUCUCUGAUGAUUUCUCGUGCAAUCUGGUAUUUAGCAGAAAUGAAGGUCAAAUCAUCAGUGCCCCCAGAGUCUUCACAGUCGUUGAAGUCUCUCCGAAGUCAAGAUCGACAGUCGGAUUUAGCGACUUGGCUGAACAAAUGAAAGAUAAGAAAUUCAACUUGUCAAAUACCAAUUGGGAUGAUCAAGGUUUAUAUGAGAUUAUUCCUCAUGAGCCUUAUGCAAAACAUUCAAAAUAUACCAGAAUCUUCUUUCGAACAAAUUUGGCUAAUACCAUGAGUGGAUACUCACAAGACGGCGAUAAAAUCACUUUCGUUCCUUCUUUGGCUCAAAAUGUAUUGGGACCAGAAGUAGAUGCUGGUCGAACUGUAUUCUUCGACGACAAUCUGAGCGGUAGGACUUGUACUCUCAUGCCGAGUCCUGAUGAUGAAGAUACUUACAUCAUGACUGUCUGUGGAACAAUGUCAAAAGGAAGUACGGACCAUCACGAUAUUUUCAGAACCGAUCAAGCCUUUAGACAAGGUCUUCUUCAAGGUAAUCGUGAAUAUCCUACUGGCUCCACCCAUGGUACUGUGUGGCCCGUAUAA